UUUUAUUUUUUAAAACAUGUCAAAUUAUAUAAAUAAUUGUUUAUCAUGAUUAAAUUUUCAUCUAUUCAUUGUACCUUCUAUUUUCGUCAUAUGUAUAUAAAAGAUCAAGUUUGGAAAGUGGUGCCCUCUGUUUCAAACAGUUUGGAAUAUUGUCAGCGAGCAGGCGCUGGACCGCUUUCUGAGGCUGCGUGUGGGAUAAAGAGCGAAAGACAGAGAAAGAUCGCGAUUCAAACUCGAAAUCUAACGAGGAACUCUCAGAGCCACGCGAGUGGCCGCGCGAUACGGCACGGGUGUUUGAAAACGGCCGAUAACAGUGUGCAUCGCGCCAUGUGUACGAAGAAAAGUGCGAAUUUGCUGUGGCUUCUUUAUUCCAUAUUGCUCAUUUGUGGAUUUGUUCUGCCAUACGGACGCUGCCAAAACGCGGAUCCGCGAGAACAAUUCGAUAACAGGGAUGACGCGAGGAAAAUAGACGAUCUGCGCGAUGAACUGCAGGCUGACGAUGCGGAUCAGUCGUAUGUCUGGGAUGCGUCUCUCGAGGGUAAAAAGACGCUCGAUGAGAACGGGAGCUCCCUCUCGUCUCGAAACGCGGCAGAGGUGUCGGAGACGGAAGUGGAAACAGCGCCUCGGGCAGACGGAAAUAGGGACAAGGUCCUCGUUCCACCAGGAGGUGUUUCCAACUCAUCGUUUCGGCCGGGUCUGAAUGUCACAGCCUCGACAUCGAUCACUCGUCGAAAGGGCGACGGCGGUGACAGAUCCCGGAAGAAACGUCGCAGGAACAAAGAUUCGAAGAGCGCAAACACAGAGGUGGAUCGUCAACGAGACGGCACCCAGGAGAACGAGAUCAGGGGAAAGCGAAACGGGCAGACGAAGAAGCCUAAAGAUUCCGCGGCGAGGAGGUAUCGCGCGGAGCGUCGCAGGAGGAGGAAGAAUCGCGAGCGGAAACGCGGGAGGAAGAGGGCGAGGAACGGCGAGAAGAACGGCGAGGCGCGUCGAGCGUCCAAGUUCAAGAGAAGGAUGAACGACGCGCCCGCGGCGCUGCUUCUCGGCAAGAUCGAUGGCCACGUGGUGGACGACACGAACGUGACUUGGAGAGGUAACCAAACGCGCUCGAGCGGCACCGAUGUUACGUCACCGUCCAAUCUUCAGGAUCAAUUAACCACCGAGGCUACGAAGAGAUCCGCGCAGACAACGUCGCGUUACAACAUGUACGAGGACACCGUGGAGAGAGAAUUUUCGAAACAGCUCGAGAAAGAGAUCUCGCGGACCCAGAUGGAGGAUCCGGCCAGCUUGGAGAACCGUAUCCUGGGCAGCUCUGUGCCCAAGUCAUCGAGGAAAAAUUGGGGUCGAAAACAGGAGGAGGAGGAGGAGGAGGAGGAGGAGGAGGAGGAGGAGAAGGCGGUGGAGAAGGGUGGUAACACGAACGAGGCGAAGUUCGGCAACUCUAGGUACGACGCUGAGAAGAUGUUGGGCUACUCGAGGACGGAGGAGGAUCUGCCCAUUCUGGAUUUGGAGAACGAGGUCCUGGCGAGGACGUUGAAGGAUUACAACGCGUACAUGACGUCGAGUUUGAGAUUGUCGAUGGUGGCGAGGCGGGACGAGGUCGAGCGGAGGAGGGCAGGCGGAUCGCAUUUUCAUGGAAAGCCCAUAAUCGACGAGGCAGAGNUGGACAGGUUGGGUGGAAAGAAGAGUAUGGAAUGGGCGAGCAGCACGGUGGCGUACGAGGACGAUACGAAGGGGGAUUUAUCUUGCAUAAACGGGACGUUCGUGCCGGCACCCCUCGCCCGGCAUGCGCUGAUCAAAUAUGUAAAAUCAUCGAUACCAGGCCACGAAUAUUUGGAAGCCGAUUACGAAUGUGCCCCAGGAUUCUAUAUGGUGAGCACAACAAACAGAUUGUUAUGCAGAAAUCGUCAAUGGAUGGGACAACUACCAAAGUGCAAGAUCAAAGCGAAUUUUGAAGGUGCGUGCAUCGACGCUUCCUGCGAUCACGUUUGCAAAGAAAUCGAUGGCAGACCGAUGUGUUCCUGUUACAAAGGUUUCCGGUUGGAGAAUGAUAAAUGUAUGGAUGUGAACGAAUGCAAGGAUAACAAGGGAGGUUGCGAACAUAAAUGUGUGAACAUCCCGGGAUCCUUUCGUUGUGAGUGCCCAAAGGGGAUGAAACUAGACGAGGACAGGUUCACAUGCAAGGAUAUCAAUGAGUGUCUGUUGAACAACGGGCACGGGCCUUGUCAGGAUACGUGUCGGAACACCAUAGGCGGCUAUGAAUGUUCCUGCGACAGUCUACAGGACACCGUGCUGUCAGCCGACAACCACACGUGUCAGACAGCGGGUCCCUGUAGCGUCAACAACGCGGGAUGCUCCCACACCUGUCUCUCCACCAUGGGACGAGUAUUUUGUCUCUGUCCCGAUGGUUUCAUCCUGGAGGACGACUGGAAAACCUGUCAAGACGUGGACGAGUGCGCCCAACCAGAUUUGCAAACGGAGAUGUGUCGGUACGGUUGUAUCAACACACCAGGAUCUUAUCGAUGCGCCGAGCCAAUGGAGUUGAAGGAUCAACCGAUACUGGACAGCUUGUCCAUCACGUGCCUGCCGGGCUACGAAGCCACCCCCGAUGGAACUUGUAUCGAUAUCAAUGAGUGUACGGUUGACAACGGUGGGUGCACAGAAGUCUGCGAAAAUACGGAUGGGAGUUUCUUCUGCGCCUGUGACGGUGACGAGAAAGCUCUAUCGUCGGAUGGCAAGUCUUGCGUGGAUAUAAAUAAUGUAUCCUGCCCACCAUUGAAUCCGGAGGGUCGAGGAUAUUUAAUGUGUUCACGUUUAGCUACUCCAAAGCCAUGGAGAGGUAGACGAAGAGUGGCCAAUCGACCAGGUACCAAAUGUUUCUUGAAGUGUCCCCAUGGGUAUCAACUUCACGGAGAAUACGAAUUGACUUGUAGAUCGGAUGGUUCGUGGGACGGCCCAAAACACGGCGAGUGUGUCAGAUACAGCAAGCCUCGUUUAGAGUGCCCUAAAGACGUGGUCGCGGAACUGCCACCAGGGAGAGACGAGGCUUUCGUGACGUUCGAUCAACCCUCGACAGAUCUCGAUUGGUUCCGGUACGUUCGAUCGAAACCCUCCUGGGGGACCAGGCUGGAGGCUAAUCUAACCCCGGGUGUGCAUGAGAUCACGUUCUUCGCGAGACACCCGGUAUCGAAGAAGCAAGCUAGCUGCGUGUUGCGCAUCAUUGUCAAAGGAGGGGAGGCGCCAAAAGUUAAAGACUGUCCGAACGACAUAGAGGUCACGGGGAGAAAUGGGACAGCGAUUACGUGGACCGAGCCAAUUUUCACGGACAACGUGAAGGUGACCCGGAUUAGGAGCAACGAGAGUCCUGGACGACGUUUCGACGUCGGUGGCCACAGAGUGGAGUACGAGGCGAGCGAUGAAGCAGGUUGGUCGAGCAAGUGUGUGUUCACCGUGGUCCUUCGUCAGGAGUGAGGCGGAAAUUCGUCGACGAUCAGGUGAGCGCGAGAACAAGGAAGAAGGAAGAGGAACAAAGGAGAGAAAGAAGGAAUCCAGGUAAAAGGGGGGAAAGGGUAGUAGCAGGCUGGAAGAGCAACGAUAAGGUAAUAUAAAUGGAAAUGCUCUGGACUCAUGCGCGUCGUAUUCUUCGCGUGCGUAAUGGAUUCCGUUUUAUUCGAAAGAUUAAACGUGAAUGAGACACGAAUAUGUCUUGUCGCGAUAUUCGUGAUGCACACACGAGUGUGUGUGUGUGUACACGUGGAAAUUUGUUCGUUUUAAUGUUUGAAAAAGUGAUUGGAUAUUAUCCUAUUUGGUGGGAUUAGAAGAUGAUUUAAAUUUGGAAAAAUGUUUGGGGGAUUCUUUUCUUUUUAUUGUUUAUGAAUUAGUUUGAAAAAA
This is a messenger RNA of Apis dorsata (giant honeybee), 3891 nucleotides long. RefSeq lists its product as uncharacterized. NCBI's taxonomy places the organism in Eukaryota, Metazoa, Arthropoda, Insecta, Hymenoptera, Apidae. The record is from RefSeq and is a predicted model, not a curated record. Gene Ontology annotation, molecular function: calcium ion binding. The transcript has 14 exons. The coding region runs from base 46 to 3471 and encodes 1141 amino acids.